CUUCCGCGUAUUGGACCUAAUUAUAGCGGGUAUCUGUCUGAACCUGCUGUGCGCUAUGAGAAUCCUGUAGUUUCGGACCAUGUUCCCACUGUAGCUUCCCAUUGUAGCUUGUGCGGGUGUCAGGGCUGAUCCAGAUCCCGGGCGGUGGGCAGGCCAUCAUCGCGGGUGGCGUGCUGAGCCUGCUUUCGGAUCUCUCCGACGAGGAGCAGCGAGCCACCUCGUUCCUGCGUAUGCACAUCACAAGCCUGUUUGGCAACCUGGCCUGGCCCCUGGUGUCCGCGAUGAUGGAGCGGACAGGUCCGUGGCCUUGUCUCAUCGUUGCCGUUGGGCUCCUGGUCUUGGGCAGCGUGGUGUUCAUCUUCGUGCCCGACAAUAAGCGGCAGCACGAGGCGAAAGACGCAGACGACCAAACCGGAGACAACAGCAUGCAGGCCGUGCAGCAGCUGCAUGAGGCCUUUAGCAUACUGAAUUCCACCUCGUUGCUGAUCCUCUUCCUGGUCGCCCUGACGAGCAGCCCCGUGGGCCCGUCGACCCUCGCCUUUCUUGUGCAGUACGCAUCGAAUUGCUUCAGUCUCCUGAUUUUCACUACGGGAUUUAUCGACAGACCGGCUAUGGCGAUGUCAACCUGGUUUUCGUGGUGCUUGUCAUACCCUACAUCCCCCCGUCUCGUCCUGGGAUGCGAGGUCCUGCGGCGCGUGCCGGGGCUGUCCAACGAGCGGGACCACGAUCUCGUCCAGGCCCCUAGCGCCGCGGUCCUGGGUCUUGCACCCAACUUGCCCGUGUUCUGCGUGGGGAUGUUGUUUCUAACUGCCGGGUCCGGGUAUAGUAGCUUCACGCGGUGUUUGAUUAGUGACUAUAUCGAACCCGAGCAUCGCUUGCGCAUCUUCGCCCUGGUUAGCAUGGUGGAGAUGCUGGGUAACAUCUCCAGCCAGCUCAUGCUCCUGGCUCUCUUGUCGUUUAGUCUGGAGCUGGGAGGGAAGUGGUUGGGCCUUCCUUAACUGGUUCUAGCGACCAUCUUGGUUGUCUCUACUACCCUGCUGUUCCUCUCCCGGUUGCCGACAAGGUUGAUGCGAUGAAUGAAUCGUCGUCAUCAGAUGUGGACGAGAACUGACGCGCUG
Messenger RNA from Pseudomassariella vexata, 1118 nucleotides. RefSeq lists its product as uncharacterized. The coding region runs from base 282 to 998 and encodes 238 amino acids. The transcript has a single exon. The record is from RefSeq and is a predicted model, not a curated record. Lineage: Eukaryota; Fungi; Ascomycota; Sordariomycetes; Amphisphaeriales; Pseudomassariaceae.